Messenger RNA from Oncorhynchus masou masou (cherry salmon), 4001 nucleotides. RefSeq names its product zinc finger protein 658B-like. Gene Ontology annotation, cellular component: nucleus. The record is from RefSeq and is a predicted model, not a curated record. The transcript has 11 exons. NCBI's taxonomy places the organism in Eukaryota, Metazoa, Chordata, Actinopteri, Salmoniformes, Salmonidae. The coding region runs from base 195 to 3524 and encodes 1109 amino acids. Gene Ontology annotation, molecular function: DNA-binding transcription factor activity, RNA polymerase II-specific; sequence-specific DNA binding. Gene Ontology annotation, biological process: regulation of transcription by RNA polymerase II.
CUGUUUGGGACUUCUGACAUCCAUCAUGUUGCACCAAAGGCAUACGCUAAAUGCGUUCUUUUGUGUAGUGUAGUCGAAUUCGAUUGGUGUACGGCGUACGAGAGAGCAGACAGCCAAUCCGCUCAAGCCUUGUUAACAUGUUGGAACAAUAACACAACUUGUUUCUUCAAGAGAUAACGGCUUCAGUUUUCGGUAUGGCGAUGGAUAGUGCCUCUGUGUACAUGUGCUUCCCCUGCUACCAAGAGUUUGACACACUGGAGGAGGUGCUGGCCCACCAGCUGACCUGCACCACAGAGAACGUGGGGAGUGGGGCCCCCACCCCCGUCUCCAUCCCCUUCCUACAGACUCAGCAGCAGAUAUAUACCCAGCCCAUUGCUCCAUUGCCUGCCCCUCAGACCAAGGCCAGUGUCUCCUCUGUGAUGCCCAGCUCUGGUGCACCAGGUCUGGCCAUGGCUAGCCCAAAUAAGCCUUCCUCCGGAGAUCAGCCCAAGAUCCUGUACCAGUGUGGAGACUGUGACGCCCUGUUCCACUCCCUGAUCCUCUGGCAGCAGCACCGCAAACAUGGUCAGUGUCUGCAGACCAAGGCAGGACCCACCCAACCACAACCAGACGAGACCGGCUCUGGAUCUGGAUCAGAACUGGCCCCAGAGGGAGAGGGGAAGCACAGUCAGGCUGAAAUGGAGGUGGACCUGGGUCCAGAUGAACCGAAUGAACCAAACUCAACGGAUGACCAAGAAGGAGGAGGGGGCAGAGGAAGAGGAAGGAGUCAGGAGAGGGCACAACAAACUCAGCAGGAGCAGGAUGUAGUGAAGUCUCAGCUGUCAGCAGAGAAAGAGGAGGAUGGGAUGAGUGCAGAGGACAUAUCAGCCACCCUGGAUCACAUGUAUCUGCCAAACGCCACCAACAGAGGGCAGGAAGGAGGCAAGGAAGAGCCAGAAACAGAGAGCAUAGGGGAAUCCACUGGUUCUAAAGCCUCUGAGAUCCAGGCUCAGGCAGCUCAUUCGUCUACAGAGGCCCAGUCUGCAGCAGACAGACCCCCAGACCCCGCUCCCUCCCAGGACCCCCCAGCCGAUAACCCUGAGCAGACGUCCUACUUCUACAGGAUAAAGGCAGCCAAGAAGCUCAAGCCCCCGUCCAGCCUGCUGUGUGUGGACUGUGGCUCCAGCUUCGGCAUGGUGUCUGAGCUGGUCACCCACCGCAAGUCCCAGCAUGGCCUCAAGGAAGCCCUGCACCACUGCACUGUGUGUGGGGAGAGCUUCCUCAACACCACCCUCUUCCUCUACCACCGCAAGCAGCACAAGGAGAAAGGCAAGGAAGGGGUCACACAAACCCAGGCCCAGGGAGGACAGACGCAGGAUGCAGAUUACCAGGAUUACAAAAUAGUAACACUGCAGCAAGAGGUGGUGGAAGAGAUGGUGGAAGAGUCUAAAGAGGAGACAGUGGGGGUGGCGGAUUCCCAGUACAAUGGAACUGAGGAACAGAACCAGAAUGAAACCUCCUCUACUUCCACUGUCUCUACCUGUGCUCCGGUUCAGGUGCCUAAGGUGGUCCAGAGUUUCCUGUGUGCCCAGUGUGGAGCCUGCUUCAGUAAAGAGCCAGAGCUCAGUGCCCACCGUAGGGACAAGCACGGCCUGAACGAGCCCCUCCACCACUGUUCCCAGUGUGGCCAGAGCUUCAUGAACACCACCCAGUACCUUUACCACCGACGCCAGCACCGUGGGGAACCAGGGACUGGAGCAGGAGCAGCCACACCCCCCCAGGGAAGCCCCCGCGCCCCCAAGAGGAUGCUGUCCCCACCUGCCGCCUCGUUCAGUGCUGCGUCAGGCUCGCCAGCGAAAAUACCUGCUAUCAGGAUACGCAGCAUCAACGAUCUCAAUGAGAACAAAGACCAGGGUAAAGAGGUGAAUCCAGUCAUCCUUAAGGAAGAGCAGGAGGAGAAUACUGUAGUGGGGGAACAACUGGACACCAACCUCCCUCCUCCAGCCAAGCUGAUGCAGGACUGGUCCCGCACCCCUCUCCCCCACGUCUGCCCCCACUGUGGCCAGACCUUCACACGCAGGGGGUUCCUCCGCGCUCACGUCUUCAGCCACACCGGAGAGAAGCUCUUCACCUGCAAGGUGUGUCAGAAGUCGUUUGCGUCCUCUCCCAACCUGCUGCGCCACAGCCUGACCCACAUGGGCACCAAACCUUUCCCCUGCUCCGUGUGUGGCAAGCGCUUCUCCCAGCCGGGCGCCCUGAAGAGGCACGGCCUCACCCACAGCCAGCCCAAAUCCCGCCGCCGCAGGUCCCGAUGGAAGAAGAGGACACCAGAGGGGGAGGAUGGAGAAAGCCAGCUGUUCGCCUGUCCCAACUGCACUGCUCGCUUUCAGACUGACCAACAGCUGCAGGAGCACAGACUGCUCCACACCAGCCACCCGUUCCCCUGCUCUGUCUGUGGAGAGGCCUUCAAACGCAGGAAGGAGCUGGACCUGCACUCCCUCAUUCACCAAGAUAAGGAGCCAGUGUUGUGCCCCCACUGUUCCUCCCAGUUCUUGAACCAGUCAGUGUUGGACAUCCAUCUGCAGCGCUGUACCAGCUCAGAGGAGGACAAGACUGUGGGCCGUGGCCGGGGACAGGGACGGGGACGCUCCAUGGGACAGGUGGAGUGUGAUAUGUGUGGUCAUUGCUGUAUGACCCAGGAGGGUCUGGACCUCCAUCGGCUGUCCCAUACGGGUCAGACCCCCCUGCGCUGCCCCCUGUCCCCCUGCAGACGGCGCUUCGCCUCCAGCUCGGCCCUCGGGGAGCACAUUGUGGCCCACUGCCAGGGGACUAUGGGGAAGGGCCGCGGCUCCAAGAGGUUCCACUGCCAGAUCUGUGGGAAGGACUUUGCCUACACCUCCACCUUCAACGUCCACAUGAGGAUCCACACCGAUGAGAGGCCCUUUGAGUGUUCUACGUGUGGGAAGCGUUUCCGCCAGCUGCCCCACCUCAAGGACCAUGAGCGUAUCCACAGCGGCCUGCGGCCCUUCUGCUGCUGGGUGUGUGGUAAAGCCUUCAGUGUGGCCGGCCGUCUUACUGAGCACGCCCGCAUCCACAGUGGAGAGACGCCCUACACCUGCCACCGCUGCCCCUCAGCCUUCCGCUCACGCUCCAACCUCGACAAACACAUCCGUCUCCAUGACGACGGAACAGAUGGAACCACAGCCAACGACGUAGAGGCUGAAGGGGCGAGGGUGCUCUUGUCUACAGGGACGGGAUUGGGUGGCGAGGGGGAGUCGGCGGUGCAGACCAUUCUGCUGGUCCAGACGGAUGGAACCACAGAGGGGGUGAUGGUGCCGGCCGUACCCGUCUCAGAGCACUCCUCUGGGGCUAUGUUUUCUGGGCAGGCUGGGUCCUCCCAGGUGGUGUUCUUGGGUGGUCAGGCCAUCUCUGUCCCCUCCCUGUCUGCCAUCAUGGAGGGACAUGAGAUCCCCUCGGUCACUGUGGUAGAGGGACAGGAUGUACCACACACCAUAGAGUUCAUCCUAGAGGAGACCAUCUCAUAGAGGGGACUGUAGAGGGAAGAAAGGAGAGAGUUUGUGAUAGAAUGUAUUAGAGAUUAGUGUUGAGUUAAAUCAAGAGGUAUAGUUUUUGCAGUUUCCUCAGUGCCGGGACUAUUCUUGUUAAAUGGUCCGAUAUAUUGUUUAAUCGACUUAAAUGAUCUACGCAUCUACAUAUGAAUUGAUUUUGGCAGAGUUUAGUGAAGGAUCGGAUAUGUGGCCCUUAAGCUUUGAGAGGUGCUUGAAAGAGCAGAAUUGAUUUUAAAUGUUGAAAUCAUGCAGCGAAGCCAGUGAAGCAAGCAGCAGUUGUAUGGUAAAGCAUUUAUCCUGUUUACAAUGAGAAGUUGAUUGAAAAGCUGAUUGUAAAAGUAUUCCCAGAGUGUGUACCGUUAAUAUUAUUUAGAGUGAGCUUUAUCAGGGUUGGACUUGAGUCGCCCAUAAAAUGUCCUCUGUUUUCUUUCUAAUAAAAGGCUUCAGCUUUCA